AUGUUUAGUGAUAAUUUAAUUACACGUGAUAUUUCUAAAGAGACCAAUAAUACUGAGCUUGUGUGUAAAGUAGAUACUAAUAUAAAUAUAAAUAAAUCAUUAAGUUUAAAUGAUAAUGAAGAUUAUUUAAGUGAUUAUACGAUACAAGGAGAUUUGAUAAUAAAAAAAAAAUAUAAUAAAAGAAUAUCUGAAAUAAAGUGUGAAGAAUACAAAACAAUGAUACAAAGUUUGAACAUAACCUCGAAACAAUGUAUAAAUUGUCCAAUGUUUCUAAUUUCUCACGGACAAAUUGUUGAGGCAAAUGAGUUUCCACAUAUGGCAGCAAUCGGAUGGAUUCAUAGACUAAGUAAUGACUCAAUAAAAUAUCUUUGUGCUGGUUCAUUAAUAUCAGAUCAAUGGGUUCUUACUUCUGCGCACUGCACUCAUAAUCGAAUAGGGAAACCUGCAGUAGUUAAAUUGGGAAGUAUUCAUUUAAUGGAAAAUUCAGGUGUGAUAAUAAAAAUAAUUUAUAUUAUAAAACAUUCAAAAUUUAAAUCACCACAACUUUAUCAUGACAUUGCCCUAUUAAAACUUGAGCGACAGGUAACAUUUAAAAGUAAUAUUCAACCAGCUUGUUUAUAUAAUAAGUUUGAAACAACGCCUGCUGUUGUUUGGGCCACUGGAUGGGGUUCUGACCAAAAUGAUGAUUACAAUCCAAGAAACGAACUGAUGAAAGCAAAACUACAUGUUAUUGAUAAUCUAAACUGCUCAUUUGCAUACAAUUUUACUGCAGUAACGCCGAAUGGUAUAACACCAAAUAUGUUGUGUGCAGGAGAUUUAUUUAAUGAUUGGAAGAGUGAUACAUGUACAGGUGAUUCUGGUAGUCCGAUACAAUUUUAUCACGAUAGAGGAAGUUGUCUAUUUGACAUUGUCGGUAUUACUAGUUUUGGUAAAUUAUGUGCUGUUAAAAAUAUACCAGGAGUUUACACUAGAGUCUCACAUUACAUUGGUUGGAUUGAACAGAUUGUUUGGUGAAAUUUGGGGUAAAAAUGAUUAUAUAUUGUUAUGUAAUGUUUACACAGUUUAAAAAAAUUUACUUGACUGUCCGUAUUGAAAGCAAGAUUUCUUGAAUAAAAUUUUAUGGAAAAAUAAAUUU
This is a messenger RNA of Microplitis mediator, 1135 nucleotides long. RefSeq names its product serine protease snake-like. The transcript is spliced from 5 exons. Bases 1 to 1014 code for a protein of 337 amino acids. Lineage: Eukaryota; Metazoa; Arthropoda; Insecta; Hymenoptera; Braconidae. The record is from RefSeq and is a predicted model, not a curated record. Gene Ontology annotation, biological process: proteolysis. Gene Ontology annotation, molecular function: serine-type endopeptidase activity.